Spinacia oleracea (spinach) is the source of this 862-nucleotide messenger RNA. RefSeq lists its product as uncharacterized. The transcript has 4 exons. Gene Ontology annotation, cellular component: mitochondrial membrane. The record is from RefSeq and is a predicted model, not a curated record. NCBI's taxonomy places the organism in Eukaryota, Viridiplantae, Streptophyta, Magnoliopsida, Caryophyllales, Amaranthaceae. Bases 192 to 578 code for a protein of 128 amino acids.
CUUGACUUUUAUUCGCCAAGAAACUCAAUUUUCUUAGCAAAGUGAGCAAACCUUCUCGCACUUUCGAAAUCAGUCAUCAAUUCAUAGAUUCAUAGAAGACCAGAGAAGUGAACAGAGGAAAGUCGCCCCCUCAUUUCAAUCUCCCAUCGUUCUACUACUUACGUCAUUGAAGAGAGGGGUAUGAACAACAAAUGACAGUCAUGGCGAGAGCAGCUGUUGAUACUUCAAAGAAAGGAACAACUUUUUCAAGUUUUCAGUACUCGGGAUUGAAAAGAUUGGGCAGGAGGAACCCAUUUAUGAGAUAUGGCCUUCCUCUCAUUUCUCUCACCGUGUUCGGGACACUUGGCCUUGGUCAUCUCUUGCAAGGGAGUAAGGAUAUUUCCAAAGUAAAAGAUGAUAAAGAGUGGGAGAUCAUCGAGGAAAGGAAAGCUCUUUCCAGAACUGGACCCGUUAAUGCAUACAAUCCGAAAAAUAUUUCGUUGGAAGAGGAGCUGAAGGCAUUUCAAGAGAAGGUAGAUAUAAACAGCUACGAUUACAAGAGGAUCCCUCUGCCCAAUGAAGGCAAGUCAGCUAGAUAAGCCUUUGGCAGAUGUAGGCAACAGCAGAGAUGCAUCAUGGCGUUGCAAUUUUGUUCUCCUUUUGGCUAAUCUGUAGUUCUUGGGUCACUAACUCACUGUAUAGUGUAUUUGGAAAGUGUAGUGCUUCGUUGUUUUUCUCUGGCAAACAAAAAUUUUCUGCAAUUUGAUUCUUGAUACUAUCUGCACUGAACAUGAGCAGAAAAGAAAGAGUCCGUGUUUCCCAGCGGUUGAAUGUAUCUCAAAUUCUCAUUGAUGAUAAUUUUUAAAAGCUUUAACAUCAUCAA